AUGGCGUCGCCGGAGCCGCCCUUCCCCGAUGCCCCUCCGCCGCCGCCCUGCCCCGACGCCCCGGCGGCGCUGCCCUGCAUCCCCGGCGCCUUGCCGGCCUUGGAGGCGCAGGCGACCCUCCCGGGCCACGUCACGGAGGAGAUCCUCCUCCGCCUCCCCACGGCCGCCGACCUCGCCCGCGCGUCCAUGGCCGGCCCCGCCCUCCGCCGCAUCAUCGCCAACCACACCUUCCUCCGUCGCUUCCGCACCCUCCACCCGCCGCCUCUGCUGGGUAUACUCUCGGAUCCCUUCUUCCCAGCCCAGCCGCCCCACCCCUCCGCCGCCGCCGCCGGAACACUCGCAGGCACCGACUUCUCCUGCUCCUUCCUCCCCUCCCGCGAGCAGCGGUGGCGUCGCUGCGACUUCCGCGACGGCCGCGCCCUCCUCUGCAUCGACACCGACGGCGGUGCCAUGGUGAGGGACGUCGCCGUCUGCGACCCGCUGCACCGGCGCUACCUGCUGCUACCUCCUGUCCCCCAGGGCCUGCCCGAUCUGGUCCAUCACUUGGAUCCUUUCCUUGCUCCUGCCAGCGCAGACGAGGGCGCUGACACUGCUGCGGGCGCUCCCUUGAGAUUCAAAGUCAUGUGCUUGGCCCAGUACCACACCCGCUUGGUCCUCUACGUCUACUCUUCAUCCGCCCCCCAUGCCGGACAAUGGCGCACCGUCACAUUUGAUGGCUGGGCCGCUCUCCUCGCAGGAGUCAGUAUCCAUGUGCGAUCCUCUGUUGCGUUCGGAAAGCGCUACUACGCGCACGGGUGCUUCUGUUGGCCGAUAUGUGCGAUCAACAAGUUGCUCUUGCUCGACACAGCUACCACCGAGUUCUCCUCCGUCCACCUUCCGCCUGAUCUCAUGAAUCACCAGGUGGCCUUUGUGGAAGCAACCGAAGGGAGGCUUGGGAUGUUCGCUCUCAGCCAAGUUCCCACACACCUCGUGCCUCGCCUCCGGUAUUCCAUUUUGGUUCGCACCGGGGAUGACCCAGGGCGGUGGGAAAAGAAAAAGGUGGUCACAUUGUCCCAUGAUUACUGCUAUCAGAUCAUUGGUGUAGCUGGGGGGUACCUGCUCCUAUAUCUGGUUACAGACAACCCGGAUUCGUUCCCUCCGGGUAAAGUGCCGGACCCGGGCUGCUUUUCACUGAAUCUUCGCACUAUGGAUCUUGAGCGCUUCUCUCGGAAUAGAGAUAUACUGCCAUUGCUGGGCCAACUGUAUUCGGGCUUCCCGCGAUACUUGACUCCACCAACUAUUUGA
Molecule: messenger RNA, 1284 nt
Organism: Triticum turgidum subsp. durum (durum wheat)
Lineage: Eukaryota; Viridiplantae; Streptophyta; Magnoliopsida; Poales; Poaceae
Source: the annotation of a GenBank genome assembly